Messenger RNA from Drosophila arizonae, 5776 nucleotides. It is a transcript of the gene t-Grip91, whose product is annotated as testis-specific gamma-tubulin ring protein 91. The record is from RefSeq and is a predicted model, not a curated record. Gene Ontology annotation, molecular function: gamma-tubulin binding. NCBI's taxonomy places the organism in Eukaryota, Metazoa, Arthropoda, Insecta, Diptera, Drosophilidae.
AUAUUUCGUUAAUAGUUUAAAAGUUGUUAACGGUUUUUUAGUUUCUUUCGAUCUUCGGUUUUUUUCUCUCAUAUGUUUUGAGCAUUCGAUUAACUCAUGGCUGAUGACAAAAAGCAACAGAAGUCAAAGCACCCUCGCAAAUCUCCUCUGGGCCUCUCGCCCAAGGACUUGGCUAGCAGUAUACCCAUGCUCUUUUGGAAGCUGGGCGUCGCUCUCGGCUGCAAGCGAGCCAAGGUGGAGUAUGGCAGAGCGUUCGUCAAACCGGAAACUCAGAUGAAAAUUAAACUGAACGAUUUUCGGCAACGCUUCAAGCAAUUGCAGUCAACGACAGAUUUGCAGGAGCAGUGUCUUCAAGAGCACCGUUAUAAGCUCUUCUUGCAUCUGUAUCGGCUACUCUUACGACUCGAGCCAAGCGAAACGAAACGCCAACAAUAUCUCGCAUUUUGCUACCACCUGUUCGAUGAGGAGAACCCACAGAAAAUGCAGCUAGAGGGCAAGCUGAGGUAUCAGGAAGACUUUACCGAGAACCUCAUUUGCUUGGCCCAAAGCGUGCUGCACUUGAACGAGAAGGAAUUGGAGAUCAGUUCGUCAAAAGGGCGAACUGGUGUAGUUCUUGAAAUGGGUUUCCUCUAUGUUAUGUGUAAGCCUGUCAUAGUCCGUUGUCAGUUCAAAGGUUUGCGCUGGGAGCGAGCAAUCUGUAAGGCAAACUAUGUUGGAAUGAAUCGAAGUGCUAUCAAUGAACAGAAGCUGAUCAGAGAUAAAGAAUUAAAGAUCAUUUAUAUGGCGCACCCGAAGAGUCCAGAGCAACCUUUUCCGAUGAGCUCCGAUGUGAUGCUCUGCGAGGAUAUCGAGAGCCAGAUGAGACCAUAUGCUCAUUCACGGCAACCAAAAACUGCUGAAAAGAAUAGAAAUCCUUUGAGCUUUCUCCGAGAGACCUGUGAGGUGGGCACUCAGUUUAUGGCCACUGUUUCAGCCGUGGAGCUAUAUAAGAACAGCAAGAGCGUCUGCGAGACUUCGGAUGUGAGCAGUCAGUUUGCGGAGCCCCUGGAAACUGUUGAGCUAUAUGCGAAUUCUCAGAGUAUCAAGGAAACAUCUGAGCUGGGCAUAGAUCUAUGUGUAUAUCUGCAUUCGGACAAGUCUCAGCAAACGGACACUUCGACCACGCAGCUGGAUCAAGGCGUACAAACGUAUCGAACCGAACCAAGUGCAGAUAUUUCCACAACUACCGAUGACUUGCUUACGGGGCUAUCGAAGGAUACGACAAGUACGGAUAAGGCAGCAAGCACGACUGCAAGUGAAGGCAAGAUCAAUGGAUUGAUUAAGCAACAAGGAUCGACAGAGACAGAUGACUUAAGCACUCUACUCGAUUCCACGCUGUACCCAUCGUCGCUGAAUGAAAUGCGAUUGAAUUUCAUAUUGACAACAUCGGAAGAGCUGCUGCCAGAUAUCGUUUACACCUCAAUUCAGGAGGAGCAAGCGACCAACGAUAGUUUGAUAGUGCUGCACAAAUCGUUAAAUUCAAUAUCGACACUGCCCCCAGAUAAUUUGGCAUCCACCAGCGAGGAAUUCAAAGAUUGGAUCUACACGGCGUCCGAGGAAAUGUUGCCAAAAAUCAAUCAGCCAAUCAUACAGCAAGAGCUUGCGCCGAGCAUGACGAUAAUACAGAGCGGUUUCAUUACUUCAGAGCCCACCUACAGUGGGGAGUCACCCACUAGGGAAGCAAUUGAAGUUGCCACACAAGAUACUAAUACGCCGCCAAUAGAUACGUCGGACUCACAACACAAGCAAGAAGUAUUAUCCGAAGGACCAAAACAAGAGCAAUUAAGUUUGCAUGAAAUACCGCCUCCUCCUAAUUUCAAAAGUGGUUUCUACUUGAAGCAAAUAUCCAAGGAAAGCAGUUGGCAAUACAAACAGCUGCCAAAUAUCGAGCAAUCGAUAGUUUUCCCAGAAAUCGAUCAGUCAUUUGUAAAUGAUAAAUGUAGUUCUAAAGAAAUAUGUAUCGAUAAGUCACCAGAGCUCGAUACAUCUAUGUCAGCUAAGCUCUUGGACGAUAAUCAAUCGAUAGCCGAUCAAGAAACAACGUGUGCAACCGAUUACUCAAAGGAAGCGAGUGGAGAGCUUCAACAGGAGAGUCAUUCGGCGUCUGACCAAGAAUCAUCUUCAAUGGAUUCCUCAAAGGUAGUGAUUGGGGAGCUUCAGUCAGAAGAUCAAGCAAUGAUACUAACGCCCAAACAGUCUCUAUUUGUGAUAGAGUCCGAGGAUGUUUGUGAAGAAACGGAUCCCUCAGUAUUGGGUAAUGGGAAUGAUUUAAGAGCGGAGAACGAAUCGAACUCUGAACAAAAAUUGGCCCCUCUUACCGAUACUUUAGGCAUGCUAGUGCUAACCACUGAAAUGCUUGCUAAGAUUCAUAGUCAGCUGGCUCAGCUAAAAAUGGUGCCGAAUCCAUCGAUAAAAAAAGACAGUUUGAAAAAUAUCGAUUGUGACCAAUGGAAACAUCAACAGGAAACUGAGAAAUCCAUUGAAACACCACCAGAGUCGAUACCAGAGUCAUCUCUUCUAGACGAAACAAUUAAAAAUGCAGAUAGUCGUACGCAGCUACAGCAGCUCAUGGAUCACUUUCCACAGAUUGCAGAAAUACCAACUGAAAGUCCAUCGGUAGCUACCGAGGACUCUUCGGCUGCCCCAAUGAUGUGUCAAUUGAAAACUAAGGAAGAAUCUGAGACAAGUUUGCUCGAAAUCGAUUUGUCGAUAAAUCAUCAAGAUUGUUUACCUGAUAGCCCUAAGAUUUCACAACUAGAUGACUUUAAAGAUUCUGAAGAGGAAAUGUUUCUACAACUUGAACGUGGAUCCAAGACGUCUCUGCCGACAGAUCAGCUGGAAUCGGUGAGAACAGAAGCUCGAUCGAUAUCUUCCGAAAAUUUUCUGUCCCCUCUAGUCUAUGAAAGAAAAUUCACUCACGAUGUUGAACCGGUUCGACGAGAUCAACACUAUUUGGUGCCUCAUAGACUGAUAAGUGAGGCAACCUCCGUCUUUGCUGAACACUCCUUAUCUAAGACAUCCAGGUGGCUGAUGCAAGUGGAAGCUGAAGCAGAAUACAAAGAUCCUGUGCCGGAAGUCAAAAAGCCCGAUUACCCAUCGUUAGAUUGGUCGCAGGAAUCGGAGCCAUUGACUGAUACACACAGUGUAAUAAUUACAAAAAUUAGGAAUUUUAUAAAAAUGUUACAGCCAACCAAUCAGGCGCAAUUGGCAGCCAAUAGAACGAUCAAAGAUCAGGCUCGCGUGGAUAAUCAACUAGAGAUUAAAGAAGAAGCUGUGAAUCUCUCGAUAGAGAUCGAGCAGUCCUUAAGCCAACAAAAGCUCAAACUUGAUAAUCAAUCGAUAUCGAAACACGAUAUGAUAAUGUGCAAAGUUUCUGCAAAUGCGAUCAAUCAAGAUGCUGAUAGGCUAAGAGGGAUGGACAUAAAUGAGGGAGUGUCGCCAUUCGAUCAAUCGAUAACACCGACAGCUAUAGCUUUACCAGCCAAGUGGCAGCACCAGCGCCAUGUCAUAGCCGCCUCUCCCUUCAUCAUCAAGCAAUUCAAGUGCAAUCCCUCGUAUCAAUGCUCGCCCCUGCAGCCCGACGGGCCCAAUUUCUACGAGCAGUGGAAGCAGUUCGUCGAGAUCGUGGCCACACAGACGAGUUGCCCCGGUCCGAUCAUAGAUGUCGCUGCAAUCAAGCGCCGGCUCAAGGCCUACCUGCGGUGCAUGCGAAAGCAAUACGCCUACCAGCCGGACGAGUGCUUGGAGGCGAUUGGCAAGUGCCAGCUGCAGCAGCUGCUUACGUCCGACGAGCUGCAACAAUACGAGACUCUGCGCUGGCAGCAGCGCGAUCGCGGCAUGGUCGUCCGGCUGUCGCCCGAGGAGCGACUGGGCGAUGCUUUGCACGCGCUGCUCGGUUACGAGUGCCAGCAGAUGCGCGUCUCGGCGCUGAGUCGACGGCUCAUGCUGCGCUCGCCGCAUCACCAGAGCAGCAUCAGCGAGUCCUAUGUGCUGCUCGCCCUGGCCGAGGUGGGCUACUACUACAAGUGCCUGCAGCAGCAGCAGGAGGUUCUGCUGCAGCGACUGGGCGAGUACGGACGGGCGCUGGCUCCUUGUCUGAUGGCCGAGCUGCAGGCGUAUUCCCGAUUCUACCAGCGGCACAAGGAGCAGCUGACCAGCCUCACUCAGGUGUACCAUCAGUCGCGCAGCUACGUCCAUCGUUUCCAGUGGCUGCUACAGCUGUGCGGCGAGCUGAGCCACCAGCCGUCCCCGCUGCAGUAUCUGCAGCUGCAAUUGGGCCUGGGCAACGCUGGCUACGAUGAGCUGCUCAAGCAGUGGAUGGAAUGCGCCGCCGAGCCACUGCUGAAAAGGAUUCGCGGCUGGCUGCAGCAGGGCGAGCUGCUCGAGGGCGACUUCUUCAUUGUGGAGCACGCUGCUGGCAGUCAGAUCCAGAACUAUUGGCUGCAGCAGUUUGAGCUGCGGCCGGAGCGAUUGCCGCACUUCCUCAAUCCACAUCUGGCGCGACAGCUGCUCGCAACGGGCCGGAACCAGCACUUUUCCCGGCACUUUUUGGCCCGGCAACUGGAGCUGGUGGUGCAGGAGUUGGAGCUGGAGCAGCAGCUGGCGUCGGCCUGCCACAGCAGCUUCCGGGAGCUGGACGAGCAGCCGCUGGUCGAGCUAAUUGGCACACUGCAGCUGGACACAUCGCGGCAGCUGUUCGAGCAGCUGCAUCAGCUGCGACCCAAUCCCCUGGAGCUAUUGAGUCGGCUACAUCAAUAUCUGCUGCUCACCGAUGUGGAGUUCGUGCGCGAGAUGAUUGAGCUGCUGGAGCCGUUGCUGGAGCAGCCGGCCGAAUGCUAUUGUGCCACACAGCUCAACAACAGGCUGGAGCAGCUGCUGGUCGCCCACAACAAGCCGCUCUAUGUGGCCAGGGGGGAGCAGCAGGGCAGCCGCUGCUGGUGCUGCUUCCUGCUGCGCUGGCAGCAGCCGAGCCACUGGAAGACGUUGCUCGGCGAACGGCUCGUUCAGUAUGAAUCGUGCUUUGUCUGCCUCUGGCAGCUGCACUAUUCGGACUAUGUGCUCAACGAGCGGAUCCGGCGGCAGCAAGCGCAUUUCUCGGAGCGCGUCAAUCUGGAGCGCUUCCCGGAGGCGCGACAGGUGCGGGAUCAGUUCGAUCAGCUCAUCGAUCGGCUGCAGGACUUCAUGCUGCAGUUGCGCAGCUACAUGCUUGAGAAUAUACUGGACAGCGCCUUCGAGGAGCUCUACCUGGGCUGCAAUACGGUGAAGACUCUGGACGAACUGCUCCAGCUGCAGGGCUCGUAUAUGGAGAAAAUCCUGAAAGGACUGUGGCUAACCCGAGAUAACGCCAGGUUGCGUCUGCUUCUGAUGCAGCUGUAUGAGCCCAUCUUCCAGCUGGACGUUUUGCAGCAGAAGUUUCUGUCGCUCUGCCAGCGCUUCUCUGCGGACGAGAUGGCGCAGCGGCAGCAGGAGCUGCGCAGAUGCUGCCAGACAACCUGCGAUGCCAUACACGAUCUGGAGCAGGACUUUCAAUUGGCUCUGGCCAACCUCCUGCUGGCCCUCUACAAAACCAAUGAGCCGCAGGCGUGUGCCUUGGCCAAGAAACUGGACCACAGCGGGUUCUACGAGCAGCGCUAUAAAGAAUUGAAAAUCGUGCACACUUUUCGCUAUCAACGAAAGAUCCAAAUUCAAAAGAACUCUCAUUUGGCAAAUCUCUAAAAAAAAAUCGAAUCGAUGCGAA